AUGGGGCGCAAGAAGAUCAAGAUCCAGCCCAUCAAGGGCGAGCGGAACCGCUCCGCUACGUUUUUGAAAAGGAAGGCUGGUCUUUUUAAGAAAGCACAUGAACUAGCGGUUCUGACAGACUCUGAUGUCGCGGUUCUUGUGUUUAACCGCAAUGGGAAACUCGCUGAAUUCUGCUCAGGCAACAUCGAAGAAUUCCUUCUCCGCUAUACCGAAUAUUCCGGCACAGUCGAACGUCGUGGACCAGAACACUUUGCCGGUCUCGAUGACCAGGCGCUUGAGCAAGAGCGCGCUCUGCCACCGCCGACGUGGUCUAGUCGCCAACCAUCCGAGGUGAUGGCCGCGACGCAUGCUCGAAUUGACAGUCGGAGGAUGAGCCAUGAGUCCAAAAUGCAGAUGGAGCCUGCGGCAGCGCUGCAGUCGGAAUGCCAGAAAUGCACGGCCUCUGCUUUUCCGCUGUCUCAGGCUGAUAUGAAUGAGGUCAUCCUGUCUGCAACAUCUGCAUCCAGCCCUGGGGCAAGCACGGCGGGAACUGGGAUGAGUCCUAGUUCUGGACCUGGCUCGGCACCCGCAUCUACGUACAUACAAGACAGCGUGUCGUUAGCUCCAAUGGCACCAAAUAUCGUAUCAUCUAUAUCAUCGCCAUCAGACUUGUCAUUCCGCGAGCCUCCCACAUCGAGCGACUGGGAAUUCUUGUCACAGUCGCGCCAUCUGCACCCGAAUUCGGCGCGCUUGGCAGCAGAUCGAGUCAUGCCAAUGAGCACAUCAGAUACAAGGCCGCUCUCGGCAACAUAUACGCGCUGGAGCCAUCCGCCACUAGAUAUGAAUUCACCGAAUAUGUUUCCCUCGCUUAUGAGUGCGGAUAACAUGGACGCACGCAGGGUACCGACAUCAUUGUCACAAGCAUCUUCGCCACCUCAAUCUGCCCCUAUUCCGCCGACACAGUCAACACGGUCAACACAGCCAACACAACCGCCCAAGUGUACGCCGACGCCACGACUCCAGCUGACUCCUGUGAUGGAUGAGACGCCGAAUCAGGUGAUGCGCUCCCCCACAUGCUCGGAUCGUGCCUUUUCUAUACCAAUGGCUGCGCUUCCCUCAAUGGGAGUUAGCCGGAAUCCUCAUGAAUCUGCAUUCAUGCAUCGUCCUUCUAGUGUAAGUAUCUCUCCGACGUCGUCGAUCAUGCCGGCGCCGACGCCCCUUCCAAGUCCCAUUGAAGCAGUGUCUUUUCAGCAAGCUCAGCAGAUCUCUCCUGCACCCGAUUCAUCUUGCUUUCCGUCUUAUGAUGUAAAAGUGCCAUUGAUGUCCAAUGAGGCUUCGCUCUCGUCUACGGGGGCACCAGCGCAUCCGGACAUGGAUUCUUCUCGUCUCAUGAUGGAGCUUCACGAACGGCACAAUAGCAUACCGCCGCCUGAUCUCUUAUCACCUUCGCCUAUAGUUGGAGCCCAACCCAUGUCUCGCUUCACUACCUAA
Molecule: messenger RNA, 1470 nt
Organism: Malassezia globosa CBS 7966
Lineage: Eukaryota; Fungi; Basidiomycota; Malasseziomycetes; Malasseziales; Malasseziaceae
Exons: 1
Coding region: 1-1470 (489 amino acids)
Biological process (GO): regulation of transcription by RNA polymerase II
Molecular function (GO): RNA polymerase II cis-regulatory region sequence-specific DNA binding; DNA-binding transcription factor activity, RNA polymerase II-specific; protein dimerization activity
Source: RefSeq, a predicted model, not a curated record